Molecule: messenger RNA, 381 nt
Organism: Prunus armeniaca (apricot)
Lineage: Eukaryota; Viridiplantae; Streptophyta; Magnoliopsida; Rosales; Rosaceae
Source: the annotation of a GenBank genome assembly
AUGGAUGGCUCCCUCUCCCACCAUGAUCAUGAUUCUCACACGUCAUCAGAUUUCGGUAGAAGACGUGGUGGUUGGAUCACCUUCCCUUUCAUCACUGGGGCCUUGGCAGGGUUGACACUUGCAGCUGGAGGGUGGCUCUCAAAUUUGAUUGUGUAUCUGAUUCAAGAGUUCAAUGUGAAGAGCAUUGAUGCUGCUCAGAUUUCAAACGUCGUUACUGGUUUUUCCUUUCUUUCCCCAGUCAUUGGAGCAAUAAUAGCUGAUUCUUUCUUUGACUCAUUUUCCGUUAUCUCCAUUUCUUCCUGCAUUUCCUUGCUGGUAAUAAAAGUCCCUAUCUAUUUGUUUACAUUUGCAAUUGUUUAUGUGUUAAAACCUCAGCCUUAG